UCAUCACUUUGAACUGAAUUAACUUCAUUUUGAUUGAUUAAAUGUUUGCCAAAAAUGUAUAUUUUUUAUGUAUAACUCUUGUUCAACAUGAUUUACUUCCAGACAUCUUUGGAGUUUCCAUUGUAAACACUAACUUCAGUUGAACCACUUCGACUAAUUAAAAGCCACCAAACUGCAUUGUAUCUUAUUGUGAAAUAAUUGUGGGUAUGAUGCCGGACAGUGCUAUAAUGAAACCUCUGACAUAAUUGGAUGUGGAACAGCUUAUUACUUAGGCCCUAAGCUAUGAUUCAGCCCCAUGAUGUAAGACUGCCAACAUGGCAGGCACUAUCCGCAACGUAGCCACGAGCUCCCACAACCUCAGAGAACCUAGGCACCAGUCACACUGAAACUAGAAUUUCAGUGGAAAAGUAAAUAUCAGCUAGGGCAAAAGACGCAUCAGCAUCAUCAUCUUCAUCGUCAUCAUCAUCAUCAUCAUCGUCAUCAUCAUAGUCCACUUUAGGAAUAAAACUAUUCUUUGCCUUACAAGUCAAAAGUACCUCCAGUGUAGUCUAUUUACUUACAUAAUUACUGUUGUGUUUAUUUAUGGCAUACUACAUAAUUUGUUUCAGUCUGUAAAAGGGCUGAAAGUUGAGCAACAAUCUUAUGAGGAUGGAGCUAUCAAAUGCAGGUUUGGACGAGAUAAACAGGAUAAUAUCAUGGCUGCUGACCUAACUAAGCAUCUGUUUAUUAUAUUUGCCAUAGGACCAACAGGUCCCGAUAAUUCUCUUAAAGAACACAGUUGGAAAGCUCACUCCAUGAGUCCAGUGAAUCUUGCUGAAAUUCAGAUCCUGGAAGCUUCUGUUUAUGACUUGUCAUUCAUUCAAAUACAUGCGGUUUUGAUGGUGAUUGCAUGGGUAGGAUUUGCGACAGUUGGAAUGUUCAUAGCGCGAUUCAUGAGGCCAGUGUGGGGUGAAAAGAAUGUUUGUGGAAAGAGAAAGUGGUUCCAGGUACAUCAAGCCUUGAUGAUCAUUACAGCACUUCUAACAGUAACAGGAGUUGCAUUUGCUUUUAUAUACGUUGGUCACUGGUCUCAGGAUGCCGGUGCUCAUCCAUUCAUUGGCAUUAUUGUACUAUCAACAGCAGUUAUUCAGCCACUUGUAGCUUUUUUCAGACCUCCCCCAGAUGGAAUAAGACGCAAGCAGUUUAACUGGGCUCACCGGAGUUGUGGAAUAAUAGCUUUAGCAUUAGCAGUGAUAAAUAUCUUCCUGGGUUCUGUACUACCAGUCUUUCACCUGGACGAUUCCGCUGUGUAUGUGAUGAUAGUGUACCUCCUUGUACUAGCAGCAGUGGUGGUGUUUGAAAUCUACCUGGCACUCGUGAAAGCAAAAGAUGUUAGUAACUAUAGCGUGCUUUCUACACCUCAGGAUGACGAGGUUGAACUCACUUCAGCACCAGUCAGUAGAACUCAGAGUGACAUUAAAAAGAUAUUCAGGUUACACAAUGUGAUGUUUGGAGUUGUUAUUCUGGUGGUCAGUGUUGUUUGUUUAGCAAUGCUGGUGCUGAUCACUGCACACGAGGAUGCUGAUGAUGAUGACUGAUUUGAUGUCACUCUUUUUAGCAUAAACAUAGGUUGAAAUAUGAUCAAAUUUCUGCUAUUGAUGUUUUUUUGAUUUUUUGUUCUCUUCAUGGCACAUUCUUUCAAUGACAGUAGCUAUUGUUACAGAUGCUGCUUAGUUUUUGGCAAUGUUUUACCUCAAUACCAGGAAGACUUCAUCUUAAGGAUGAAACUAUUCAAAUACCAACUCUGAAUUUUGAAAGGGCAUGGCACCAUCCAAAGGAAUUUGAUCCCGGUGUAUUGAAAAAUACUUUUUUCCAUGAUGCUGGUGUAAAAACUAAAACUUAUACAAAGAAUUUCUGUGGGCAUUAGCAGUUAGCCAGCCAGUAAUUUUGCCAUUUUUAGAUGGCUGUGCUAAAUGCACAUUAGACUCUGUACUAUUUGAGAUGGCCUCACUCACUGAAUGCCAAUAUCUCCUUCAAUACUACACCCAAGGAGUUAAAACAUUCACCAGUUACUAAGCAGCUUAAUAUUUGGGGUCAAUUUGUAUCCAGGAAAGUAGCAUGACACAAAAUGUUAACGAUGAUGUAAAUGAAGUAUGUUUUCAAUGAUUUGUAAACAGACAAUGGUUUUGCAGUAAAGCAAUUCUUCAGAUUACAAAGUUGAAGUUUGUUAAAGUA
Messenger RNA from Orbicella faveolata, 2214 nucleotides. Its product is annotated as ferric reductase 1-like. NCBI's taxonomy places the organism in Eukaryota, Metazoa, Cnidaria, Anthozoa, Scleractinia, Merulinidae. The record is from RefSeq and is a predicted model, not a curated record.